Molecule: messenger RNA, 1014 nt
Organism: Symbiodinium sp. CCMP2456
Lineage: Eukaryota; Dinophyceae; Suessiales; Symbiodiniaceae
Source: the annotation of a GenBank genome assembly
UUUCCAGCAGCGCAGGUUUGCAGGCACCUGGAGCGCCUGUUCCAACAGACGGUAUCCCUGGAGAGGACUGGCGAGGCGAAGAUCGGGCAGCUUCUGGCCCUUGGCCGCGAAUUGGUGGAAUCAAUGCUGCCGGUUCUGCGCUUCUCGCUUUUGGCUCCCAGCCACUCACAGGAAUCGGUCGAUCACAAGCAGCGUCUAGCCUUCUCACAGCUCCUCGAGGCGGCAAAGGCUGAUUCCGAGUCCGCUGUCUUCGAUCUGUCUACGGAGAGUGGACGCUUAAUAGCCGCUCUCCUUCGUGAGGUGCACUUUCGUCGUCUUGGCGGUGAGGAGCUUGAGCCCAGCGCAGCGACAUCCUUUGCCGCUCUCCUGGAGGAGAUGAGCCGAAAUUGGUCCGAACCUUCAGCCGGACAAGAUACUGGCUUGCUGGCAGCCUUCGCGCAGGAAUCCCACGUAGAGGCGAGAACGGCUUUCCUCGAGCUGUGCAGACACCUGGAUCGCUUCUGCUUCUUCCUCAUGGCCCUGGAGCCAUACCAAAAAGUUGCGGCGGCGGGCGGCGAUGCUGCGCUAUGCUGGUUGCGCCGCAGCUUGAGCCAUUUGAUGCAGGAGCUGGGCAAGGCCUUGCUGCAGCUCCGAGAGGCCAGGCUUGCCGUGGUGCAAGCUUCCAAGAAGCACUUGCAGGAGUUGGCGAAACAGCUGCCGAAGACCGGCAAGCUGGAGUUGCGAUGGAUGCAGGACUUGCGGCAAGUCGACGACCAACGCCUGGACGAAUUGCACAAGACUUUGUCCAAAGGCUUCGCUGAGGUUCAGUCACUGAUAAGCGCGGCAAGAGAGGUGGAGCUGAAAUCCAUGGCCAAAGAAGGUUUGCAGAGCAUUGCUUCGGCGUUUCUAUCUGCUGACUUCCAGGCCAGGUGCUCUUUGGCACUGCCGGACAGGCUUGCAGCCGAAAUGAGGCAGCUGGCCAGCAGCGCAGCCGUGCCAAUGAGCGCAGUUAUGAGCGUUCCGGCGUCCAGCUGA